Coregonus sp. 'balchen' is the source of this 3762-nucleotide messenger RNA. The record is from the annotation of a GenBank genome assembly. Lineage: Eukaryota; Metazoa; Chordata; Actinopteri; Salmoniformes; Salmonidae.
AUGACAGCACAGGAGGCUGACACCCUACACUCACUACAGGGUUAUGAUUUAGUAGCAGUAGACUGCGUGUGUGUGUGUGUGUGUGUGUGUGUGUGUGUGUGCCUGUGUGUGUGGCUCGAGAGAGAAAGGGAGCCACUUAAAUCCCUUUCUUAUUAACUCUCUGUGACACAUGAUCCACCAGGCAGGCUGGCUUGCACUCACACACACACACACACACACACACACACACACACACACACACACACACACUGCUUAAAACCAAGGCUCGUUUUACUGCUGGAAAAUGGUGUGUGUGUGUGUGUGUGUGUCUCUGGGCCCUUUGGGUCUGCUGCUAUCUGGACCAUCUGUCUGUCUGUGGCACUAAGAGAAACGUCUGCCUGGGUAGGUAGACUAGUGAUCUUCAAUGGAGCUCAAUGGGGCCACUUUAUAGUCAUCUGCUAGGGCUAUAUUCGGUCUUUCGGAUGGGACGUUCAAUGGAUAUUCUGAUUCUCUGUAAAUACUAAAGAUCCCAUGGCACUUAUCGUAAGAGUAGGGGUGUUAACCCCGGUGGCCUGGCUAAAUUCCCAAUCUGGCCCUCAUACCAUCAUGGCCACUUAAUUAUACCCAACUUCCAAUUGGCUCAUUCAUCCCCCCUCCUUCCUCUCCCCUGUAACUCUUCCCCAGGUCGUUGCUGUAACAGAGAAUGUCUUCUCAGUCAACUUAUCUGGUAAAAGGGUAAAAAAUGAUAAUAAUCUGGACAUGCAUAGUUAUAGUAUAGUUAAUGUAGAUGAAGUCUAUGAGCAGCCAGUUAGGGAAUGCAGGGCACAGGGGUUAACAACCCCUACACUAGCAACAAGUGCCAUGGGAUCUAGUGACCACAGUGGGUCAAGAACUCAGUUUAACAUCUCAUCCCAAUGACAGUUAGAGUUUGGCGUAGACUUGAGCAGUCUUUUUUAUUUUUGCCUUAGCAUCACCAACACACUUGAUUUAACUAAUCAACUCAUUAUCAAGCCUUUGAUCAGAAUCAGGUGUGUUAGUGCCAGGGCAAAAACGAAAAUGUGCAGCCCCUUGGGUCCCCAGGACCAGGAGUGAAAACCACUGGACUAGAGAAAGUAGUUUAAUUGUGGUUACUAAGUAGCUAAGUAACCCAACCUGGAGAGGAGAGGAGAGGAGAGGAGAGGAGAGGAGAGGAGAGGAGAGGAGAGGAGAGGAGAGGAGAGGAGAGGAGAGGAGAGGAGAGAGAGGGAGGAGAGGAGAGGAGAGUUGGUGGUGGCUUGGAAUCUUUUCCAGAAUGCCAUUCUCCACCAUUCUCACUCAUAAUCUUUUAGAGGUUCUGUUGCCUAUUCCAUGGAAUUGAAUUAGAACAUGUUUUAUGCGCUACAUAUUCUACCAAUGGGGUCUACUUACAGUAACGUAUCCAUCUUAAUGGGUCCUAAGAGGAAUGAGCUAAUGGACACAUGGCCAUUAUUAUUAGUCACUGUACACUCUCUUGCUAAUGGAUAUGGCCAAUUAUAUGUUGAGUAAAUCUCCCUCUUUCUCUCCUUUGGUUUUGUAUAUACUGUAUGUAUAAUAACAUCUCUCCCUCCUCCCUCUCCCUCCCCUCUCCCUCUCCCUCUCCCUCUCCCUCUCCCUCUCCCUCUCCCUCUCCCUCUCCCUCUCCCUCUCCCUCUGUCUCCCUCCGACUCCCUCAGUUUCAGUGAAGCUGCGGAUCAUGUCUCAGAAGAAGAUAUUCCUGGUCAUUGUGGCGAUCAGUACCGUCAGUCUACUGCUGCACCGUGGGGGCCACUUCAGCUGGUGAGACACACACACACGGUCAGGUGUAAGAUAUGCAUGUACAGAAGUAUGAUAUGUAUUUACUGUAGAUGGCAGCUACAUUAGAAUGGUGUUCUCACUUAUAGAAUGACAGGGUUGUUCUAGAGUGUUGGGACCAGGGCCGUUGGGGUCGGGCUUCAUCACCCGGCGCACUGUCCCCGUGUGUGUCCGGGUGGCGGGGGGGGGAGGUGCGGGGGGGGGGGGGGGGCUAUGGGAGGAUAUAAUUUUCUUCGCUGUCCUAUUACCCUCUCCCCUCCCUUUCCAUUUCCUUUCACUCUGUUCUCUCAUUCUCCCUACCUUUUCUCUCCUUUUCACUUUGACUCUCCUCCCUUUUAUGCUUCCUGUUACUCACUCUCCAUUACGCUAACUCCGUCCCUGCAUGUAACAAAUAAACCAAGUGCAAGCUUACUAGACCUAAGCUUGAGUUAUUGCUAUUUGGUCAGCUAGCUAUCUGUACAGCUAGGAACCAGUUCAGUUUUCACUCUUCCGUCAGUUCACUCUUGACUUUUGUCAGAAAGAUCCCACCCUCUCUGCUAGCUAUGUUGACUUGCUAGCUCAGGAGUUAGCUAAGCUAAAACUAAAGAUUGAACUACAAACCCUGUAACAAAACUCCACCCUCUCUUUCUUUCUCUCUCCUCCAGGACGAUGGAAGCCCUUCACCUGGGCUGUCCGUCGCUGCGCACCCACCCAUCCUUCUCUCUCAAGCCCAAACACACCAACGUGGCCUUUCUCAAGACGCACAAGACGGCCAGCACCACCAUGCAGAAUCUGCUCUUCCGCUUUGCCGAGCGUCACAACCUGACCGUGGCGCUCCCGGUGCAGGCCUGCGGACACCAGUUCUGCUACCCACGCACCUUCAGCACCCACCUCGUCCACCCGCACACCCUGCCACCCAACGUGGUCACCAGCCACAUGCGCUUCAACCGUGCCGAGAUGCAGCGCCUCAUGCCCAAUGAUACCAUUUACGUGACCAUACUUCGAGAACCAGGGUCCAUGUUUGAAUCGUUGUUCAGCUACUAUAACCAGUACUGUCAGAGUUUUAAGAGAGUUCCCAACGGGUCUCUGGAGGCGUUUCUGGAUGAGCCGUGGCGGUACUACCGUCCGGACGAGAAUGACUCCAUGUAUGCCCGUAACACUCUGACUUUUGACCUGGGUGGGGACAAGGACCGUCCAGAGGCGGACGUGGCUGCGUACGCCCGGGCCUUCGUGGCCGAGACGGAGCGCGUCUUCUCCCUGGUGAUGAUCGCUGAGUACUUUGACGAGUCGCUGGUUCUCCUCCGUCACCUCCUCUCCUGGGAUCUGGAAGACAUGCUCUAUGUCAAGCUCAACAUGCGGACGUCCGGCUCCAAGCACAGCCUCUCGCCAGGCCUCCCCGCCAAGAUCCGCGCCUGGAACGCCCUGGAUGCACGCCUCUAUGACCACUUCAACGACUCGCUGUGGCGCCAGCUGGCAGCCCUGGGUCCAGCGUGCGUGGCCAGGGAUUUGCGGCUGCUCCGCAGGGCCCAGGAGAGGCUGGUGAGGGGCUGCUUCGGCGGACGGCUCCCCCAGCUCCGCUCGGCCGCCCAGAUCAAGAACAAGGAGCUGCGGCCGUGGCAGCCCAGCGCAAAGGUGGACAUCGUGGGCUACGACCUGCCGACCAACACCAACGCCACACGGCCCGGAAGCCUGGCCCACGAGCUGUGUCUGAAGCUCAUCAUGCCCGAGGUCCAGUACACUAGGGUCCUGCUACGAUCGCAGUCGCUACGCUACCGACGAAGCUACCCCCUCCGCUCCCCUCAGCCCCAGCAGCCCAUACGGUCGGUACUAUCACGCCACCAAUAUGUGGGGAUGCAGCAGAUGCACCGGCAGGCCCCUCCUCUAGGACCUGGUCCUGCCUCGAGCCCCACAGCAACCCCUCGACCCCCAAUGACCCAGAGCAGGGCCACCAAGGUGGGACUAAGGCCCUCGGGCCCCCAGAGGCAGACACCAUAA